AUGGGCUCGGCCCAGGACUGGGGGCGGGGAAGCCCAGAGGAGAGGGGAUGGGCUCGGCCCAGGACUGGGGGCGGGGAAGCCCAGAGGAGAGGGGAUGGGCUCGGCGCACGAGCAGCGAGAAGACGCGUCUCUGAUUUUCUCUGCUUUUCGCUUCAGGUGAUCUGCGGCCAAGAGCAAGGGGAGGAUGCGGGGGAGGGUCGAGCCAGCUCCCCGCUCCCGCAGAACAGGGAGCCCCUCUCCCCGCCGUCCCUGCUGCAGAAUGUGACUCGCCAGGACCUGGCCUCUGGUUCACAAGAGCUCUGGGAAGCCCUGGGCAGCCUGCAGCAGCUGGGCCAGGCCCCGCGCCCUCGGGGACGCAGGGAGCCUGGGGCCAGCACUGGCAAGCUCAAGAAAAUUUUUGGCUGGGGGGACUUUUAUUCCAACAUCAAGACAGUGUCGCUGAACCUCCUGGUCACCGGCAAGGUGGUGGAUCAUGGGAACGGCACGGUCAGUGUCUUCUUCCGGCACAACUCCACCGGGCAGGGCGCCAUCUCGGUGAGUCUCGUCCCUCCCACCAAGACUGUGGAGUUUGACCUGGAGCAGCAGAUCUUCAUUGAGGCCAAAGAAUCCAAGAUCUUCAACUGCCGCGUGGACCACGAGAAAGUGGAUCACGCCAAGAAAACCACACUCUGUACCUACGACCCCUCCAAACCUUGCUCCUAUGAGCACACCCACAGCCAGGUCCUGUGGGUCUGCUCCAAGCCCUUCAAAGUCAUUUGCAUCUACAUCACCUUCUACAGCAUAGACUACAGGCUAGUGCAGAAGGUAUGUCCCGACUAUAACUACCACAGCGAUGUACCUUAUUACCCCUCGGGCUGAGGAACCUCUUGUGUCUCAGGGACAGCCCAGAGACCGGUGUCCUGGGGAAAUGGUUUGGUAAGCCAAAGCAGAGCGCCGGGGUCUCGAGAGACCACAGUUCUGAUGCUGGACAGAAAAGGGAGGAGUACUGAUUUUUCCAGAAAGCCUAAGCACUGAAGAAAGGAAUUCUAGACUCAGGGUCUGAGCAUUUCUAACCCUGACCCAGAGCUGUGGUCUUUAGAGAUGGGCCUAUGAAGAAGGCACCGGACACGAAGUACAGAAACCC
Messenger RNA from Pelodiscus sinensis (Chinese soft-shelled turtle), 1123 nucleotides. NCBI's taxonomy places the organism in Eukaryota, Metazoa, Chordata, Testudines, Trionychidae. The record is from RefSeq and is a predicted model, not a curated record.